Messenger RNA from Coniosporium apollinis CBS 100218, 1647 nucleotides. RefSeq lists its product as uncharacterized. Gene Ontology annotation, biological process: carbohydrate transport; transmembrane transport. Gene Ontology annotation, molecular function: carbohydrate:proton symporter activity. The record is from RefSeq and is a predicted model, not a curated record. Bases 1 to 1647 code for a protein of 548 amino acids. The transcript has 4 exons. Gene Ontology annotation, cellular component: membrane. Lineage: Eukaryota; Fungi; Ascomycota; Dothideomycetes.
AUGCCUGGUGGAGGCGUUGUACUCGCGGCUACGACCGAUGUCAACCGCAUUGAGGCUCCAGUGAUCAGGAAGGCGUACUUGAUGUGCGCCUUUGCUGCCUUCGGCGGUAUCUUCUUCGGCUACGAUUCUGGCUAUAUCAACGGCGUAAUGGGUAUGCGGUACUUCGUUCAUGAAUUCACCGACCUCCCAUAUCCAGCGGCAGACGCUACUGAGGCAGAAAAGGCUGCCUUUGUGAUUCCAGCAUGGAGGCAGUCCUUGAUUGUUUCUAUCCUGUCCGCUGGCACAUUUAUCGGAUCCAUUGUCGCAGGUGACGUUGCAGACUUCCUUGGCCGCCGAACGACUAUUAUCGCGGGACGUGGGAUCUUCUCCGCGGGAGUUAUUGUGCAAGUCGCAGCUACAGCGUAUGAUCUCCUUGUUGCUGGUCGUCUCAUCGCAGGCCUUGGAGUGGGCUUUGUAUCAGCUAUAAUCAUUCUUUAUAUGUCUGAGAUUGCCCCGAAGAGAGUCCGCGGCGCUAUCGUGUCAGGUUAUCAGUUCUGCAUCACUGUUGGCAUCAUGCUUGCAAGUUGUGUCGUCUACGGAACUCAGAACUAUACCGACUCGGGCUCGUACCGGAUUCCCAUUGCGAUUCAAUGGGUCUGGGCCCUCCUCCUUGGUAAAUCUGUUGGCCUAGCAUGCCUUCCUGAGUCACCCCGCUACUUUGUCAAGCGUGGAGAGCUCCAGAAAGCAACAAAAGCGUUGGCGAGACUCCGUGGACAGCCUGACGACUCAGAAUAUAUUCAACAAGAACUCGCCGAGAUCGUGGCUAAUCAUGAAUACGAACUUCGUGCCACUGGCGAAGGAGGUUAUCUCCAGACUUGGCUCAACUGCUUCAAAGGAUCUAUCUUCGACCCGAAGUCAAACUUGCGUCGUACUAUUCUCGGGACCUCGGCGCAGAUGAUGCAACAGUGGACCGGAAUUAACUUUAUCUUUUAUUUCGGCACAACAUUCUUCCAAAAACUAGGUUCUAUCAACAAUCCGUUCCUUAUUUCGCUUGUAACGACGUUAGUCAACGUGUUCUCAACACCUCUCUCCUUUUGGACUGUAGAACGCUUCGGCCGUCGUCCACUCCUAAUCUGGGGAGCCCUAGGGAUGGUUGUUUGCCAAUUCAUCAUUGCGAUAGCCAGAACAGUUGAUGGUGCAAGUCCAGCUACAGUGAAAGCGGAAAUCUCUUUUAUAUGCGUCUAUAUUUUCUUCUUCGCAUCGACCUGGGGCCCAGGAGCUUGGGUGGUCGUUGGUGAAACGUUCCCACUGUCCAUUCGGUCUCGGGGUGUGGCUCUCUCGGUUGCGUCUAACUGGCUGUGGAACUGCGUCAUCGCUAUCAUUACUCCCUACAUGGUUAACCCAGACCAAGGAAAUCUCGGGGCCAAAGUAUUCUUCGUCUGGGGCGCACUUUGCAUCGGUUUGCCUCUUGUGGGCUUACUUCUUGCUAACCGCGGAACAGGUCUCUCACUGGAGCAGGUUGAUGCCCUUCUCGAGGAAUCAACCCCACGAAAAUCUGCCAAAUGGGUCCCAACUAAGACAUUUGCCCGCGAAAUGGGCAUCGAUGGGUCGGGUGUUCUGAAAGGGGAAAUUGUUGAAGAUGUCGAACGUAGAGGUUCGGUCUUUUAG